This is a messenger RNA of Mus pahari (shrew mouse), 3406 nucleotides long. It is a transcript of the gene A3galt2, whose product is annotated as alpha 1,3-galactosyltransferase 2. The transcript has 5 exons. Gene Ontology annotation, molecular function: hexosyltransferase activity. The coding region runs from base 655 to 1764 and encodes 369 amino acids. Gene Ontology annotation, biological process: carbohydrate metabolic process. Gene Ontology annotation, cellular component: vesicle; membrane; Golgi apparatus. The record is from RefSeq and is a predicted model, not a curated record. Lineage: Eukaryota; Metazoa; Chordata; Mammalia; Rodentia; Muridae.
GGCCUGGCUUACAGGUCAGCAGACUCCAGGAAGUCUCUGAAAGCCUCCUGCCCACUCCCAUCCCCUCCCAGGCUCAUUUACCACACUCUGUGUGUGUCACCUCCUCUCCUGGGUUCACUGGGCAGAGCCCCACUCUUACUCUGCCUGCCUCGAUCUUCACUCCACAUCCUGACAGGUUUUGUCUUUCCAUCUCACUUACCCUGAUGUCUUGGACCCAGCACAAGGCUUGGCGCCACAAUGUGACCAAGAGCAGGGCCGAACAGACCUUGGCAAACAUCUUGAUGUAUGACCAUCUUCUAUAGCAAAAGGCAUCUUCUUCGAAUGGAUGGGCAGAGUCUGGGGCUGUUGGACAUCAGAGGACAAAUACCGAAAGCUAAGCAGCUCCCUAAAAGGACAAGAUAGCUCCUGCGUGACCAGCAAGCCAGGAGACAGCUUCUCACACUGUAUGCUGGCAACCUGUCUAAUUUUUUUUUUAAGGCGAUCUUUUAAUAAACAAAACCUGCCGAUGGGUUCUAAUUUGUAUGUCUUUGCCUACUAGUGAGGUGAACAUUUUUCCAUUUAUUUGCCUACUAAAUACAUCUCUCCCCCCACCCUUCUAGAAUUAAGCUGCUGGUUUGCCAUAGGCACAGUUAAAGGAGGUUGGUCUCUUAGAAGAUGGCUCUGGGGGCAGAGUGGGGAGUGAGCUGGCCAGGGUCACAUGGAAGUUUCGGAGAACAGGAAGGACGGAGGCAAAAAGGCCUAGGGAAGUCAACCUGGGGACUAUCACGGGCCAAGAAGAGACUUCUGUGGCGGUUCUUCCUGUCUGCAUUUGGUUUCUUAGGCCUGUACUGUUGCAGGUUCAUUAUUUUCAGCCUCAUAGAAGACUCCAUCCCCAUGGGCACCUGCCCUACAGCCACAAUGCCUCUGAGGGACAAUUUCACAGGACUACUGCGCCACUGGGCCCGGCCUGAAGUCCCGACCUGUACCUCUUGGGGAGCACCAAUUAUUUGGGAUGGCACUUUCAACCCUCAUGUAGCCAGGCAAGAGGCGAGACGGCGGAACCUCACCAUCGGGCUGACUGUCUUUGCUGUAGGAAGGUACCUGGAGACGUUUCUGGAACACUUCCUGGUUUCGGCAGAGCAACACUUCAUGGUCGGCCAGAACGUGGUGUACUAUGUGUUUACGGAUCGCCCGGAAGCAGUACCCUACGUGGCUCUAGGCCGGGGUCGCCUGCUGCGGGUGAAACUUGUGCAGCGAGAGAGGCGCUGGCAGGACGUGUCCAUGGCACGCAUGCCCACGCUACACGAGGCUCUGGGAGGGCAGCUGGGCCAAGAAGCUGACUUUGUGUUCUGUCUGGACGUGGACCAGUACUUCACUGGUAGCUUCGGGCCCGAGGUCCUGGCAGAUUUAGUGGCACAGCUGCACGCCUGUCACUACCGCUGGCCCCGGUGGCUGCUGCCCUACGAGAGGGACAAGCGAUCGGCUGCUGCACUAUCCUUAAGCGAAGGCGAUUUCUACUACCACGCUGCGGUGUUUGGGGGCAGUGUGGCUGAGCUGCGCAAGCUGACGGCCCACUGUGCGACUGGCCAACAGCUGGACCGUAAGCGCGGCAUUGAGGCACUCUGGCACGACGAGAGCCACCUCAACAAAUUCUUCUGGCUGAGCAAGCCCACCAAGCUGCUGUCGCCUGAGUUCUGCUGGACAGAGGAAAUUAUCGGGAGGAGAGAGAUCCACCACCCACGCCUUCUCUGGGCACCCAAGCAGUAUGCGUGGGUGCGAAACUAGCAGCUCCCCCCAUCCCUCCACUCCCCCACCCCCCCACCCUCCACCAGGCAGGCGCUUAGCAUCUUUGGCACUAUGUAAGUCAAUUAGAGCCACUUAUAGCGCCUCUGGGAAGGGGGACUUUGGAACUCAGAGAUACUGAAAAGGGACUCCUGUGCCUGGGGCCUGUAGACCCUUUGUCAGCUGGGCUGGAGAGCCUUUUUGUUCCAACCAGAUGCAAAUUAUGGAAAGGUAAGAGUUUUGGCAGCUUUUGUAUCCCAGGUGCUUGUCAGCAGGGGCAUGCAGCAAGUACCACCUACCAGGAUUCAAGGUUUUUUGCAGAGGGCCCAAGGCCUUCCUUAGCCCUUGGCAGCAGCUAGCUAGUGUCUCCGCUUCUGACUGGACCUAGGUAUUGGGGUUCCCAGGCCUUAACAAUGACCAGUGUUGCUGCUACAGAGCCUUUGGUAUCUGAGGCUUGACAAUUGUCUGGAGCCAUUCCUGUGACCAGGACCUGCAGUUUCUCAUCUCUUGGUCCUCACUGACUUCAGCCUCAGCUCUCCGUCCCAUCAGCCUCUGCUGGCCCUUUUGUUCGUGUGCAGGUCCCUGUCUGCAUUUGUUCUGAUGCCUCUUCCUCCUCCAUCAAGCAGGCUUCUCAUGUCUGGAGUGUGGCUGGCUCCCUGACCCAAUGAGCACUUCCCUGUCAGCUCUCAAGCGGAUUGCUACCUUGCCGCUGUUGUGUGGCCCACAGAUCACGCGGUUGUCAUUGCCUCUGCCACCACCUCUGCUACGCUGGCUCUUCCUUCAUGUUACUGGACAGCCCUCACCAUUGGCAAGGCCAUUCAAGGGAAGCCUCUCAUGGGACCUAACGGUGCGGGGUCAGGAAAGCAGCAACAGGGGAGAGUGUCGGCCUUUCUCCCCUCCCCAGCCCCUGCAUGCUAGCUCAUAAGGGCAGCUGAACAUCCAGUGUUAUAGCCAUAAGUGAGAUGUUCGAACAGACCCAGCCUGGUCUCUCUGGAAUACUCCCAGGCGUCCCUUCUGCUAGACCUCUUCUCUGUAUGGAGUCUUCUAGAGUUCUCAAAGGCUUUGGCAGCAGAUAGUCUCUUUUAAAUAACCAUGGUUCUAUGGCUGUGCCAUCAGGAGCUCUGACUGUUGUGUGGGACUCUCAAGGUGUCCAUGGGCUGUGCAAGACAAGGGGUGCCGGCAUGGGGGUAGUGUAAUACCUGCUGGCGUGGGGAUCAAGUUGACUGCUUAUUUCCAGGACAAUGAGCACCAGGGGGAAUGUUAGCGUACCGUUAACACCUGUACUAAUUGUGAAAGCUUUUUGACAUUGCUUAACGCCACCCAGGGCCCCAGGAAGGGAUGAGACCCAGCCCCUUUCACCUCUGACCGUACUGAGUGCUUCUUUUGAAGUGAUAUUUUUAACAUGAGGAGACUGGGGCACAAAGAGGGACCAAACUGCCCAGACACGGGACCUGUUCGAGCCCUUGUGACAUCAGCAGCGGGAGAAUGAGAAAUAGACCUUCCUUCCAGCCCGACCCCCUUUAGGAGGGAGCCACUGAGAGAAGCGAGCAGGCAUUUCAGUCACAUCCUAGCUCUGCUGUACAGUCUCCCCUGGCCGCAGCACAGCUUGUGCAUAUUUGAGGAAUGCUAUAACAAACAAGUAAUU